GAAGGAUAUGCGGUUGGUUGAAUUUUCAAAAUAUCUUGUAGCACGGGUGUAAAGAUUUGGCCUCGGUUAGAGGUUUUGCGCAGCUGCGCAAAACGGUCCAAGGAACGUCACCACACCUCAACUAAGCUUGCCUCAGAAACAGAAAAAAGAAUUUCCACAAAGAUAUUGAGCCUCCUGAAUUAUUCUUCAUCUGUUAAUUUCCGCCUAUCUCUCCCACUACUCGUUGCAAAUAUUCGUCCUAUACAAGAAGCACUCAGCUGUCGUUACAAUUACGUGUCUGUCGCAAACUAACCCCCCAAGACAGUGGGGAAGGAGACAAUGGCCAAAGAAGGAAGAACUCCCGGGCUAAAGAGUUCCAAACGUUACGAACCGGAUCGACACUGGCUACGCCAAUUCAUUAACUCUCCUGAUCCCAACCAGACUUUUGAGCGUCUUUUGGCCGAGCCUAACUCCGAAGGCUCAUCCUCCCCGCGAAACCAUAUUCAAAAGUCACUUGCAGAAUUCGACGCGUCUUUCUUUGGAGAACCUGCCAACAAUCAGGUUCAAUCAAGUCAGACGAGAACAGUACUACAGGCGAGUACGCCGCUACUACAACGUAGUCCACUGGCGCCCAGCCCAGAAACAGUCAAAUUGAAUGUUGUUACUGUAUCAGUCCCUCCUGCUGUUGCCUUAUUGGGCAAUGUCGACGAUCAAUAUGGCUCGCAAUCAACGACCAAACCUUUGGGCCAGGAAAGCGAAACUCAUUUCAAACCGCUGACGACAAGAACCAAAGAGCACACGACGGUUGACGUUGAGACUGCCGAUACGGCAAGUGGACCAAGGAUUACUGCAGGAUCGACACAAAAUGUGACCCACAUGAUCAAGACUGAAGCAACCGAGAAAUUUGGCCCUACUGUGUCUCCUGUACCAGCUACUAUAGCUGCCCUUGAGGUCGUUGACUCAAGUAGACUUUCUCCUAAUCCGAUCCUUCGCAGCCCUGACAAGGAAGAUGGCUCUAUUAAUAAGGCAGAAUUUCCAACCAUAUCAACCGAGUCUUUGGUGCCACGCCCCUCAGACAACAAGCGUACCUCAUAUUCGCAAAUACCAAAACGACCAAAUGCAAAUCAAGUGACUAGAGCAUCAGACAUGACUGCGCAAUCCACGAGUAAAUAUGCUAUUCGCCAGGCCAGUCCAACGAUGCAGAAAAACAGGGAACUUGUUGUGGCAUUGAUCGCCUAUGUAACAGAAUUGCUGCGAUCAAAGUCGUCAGAUUUGGACGUACCCACAGUAACUCAAGCAGAGAAAACAACCACAAAUCUGGCUUCCUCGCCAUCAAAGCCAGCAAGUUCAAGAGGUCAGCCUGAUGUGACAAAAGAUUUGCGAUCGAAAGGAUAUAGGGGAACGUCUAAGAAGAGAAAGACGCAGAUAAGCUCAGAGGAUGAGGACGCGAGCGACAGUUGUGGACAAGAGAAACCUGUAUUAACUUCUCGAAAAGGUAAAGAAACAAUGAAGAGGAGGUUCGCUUGUCCUUACUUCAAACAUAACCCAGCAAAGUAUGGCGGUCGCCGUUACUGCUGUGGCCCAGGCUGGCCCGAUAUUCACAGACUAAAGUUUGUUCAAAAGAUCCGCUCUUCACAUCAAACGUGUCUGACAAUGUGAUAGAGAGCAUCUAUAUCGACAACACACUCAACCAAAGCAUGUGUGUAAGCGAUGUUGGCAGGUUUUGACGACUGAAAAGGACCUAGAACAUCAUCAGCGACAGGUCAUACCAUGCCCGAUUCAAUCAACAAAGAUAUUGGAUGGUUUCGAUACUUCACAAGAGACACUGCUUCGCUCAAGAAAUCAAGAUUUCACGAAACUGCAAGAAAUUGAGAAGUGGCGACGCGUUUAUAAGAUCCUAUUCCCGUGUA
This is a messenger RNA of Truncatella angustata, 1889 nucleotides long. RefSeq lists its product as uncharacterized. Lineage: Eukaryota; Fungi; Ascomycota; Sordariomycetes; Amphisphaeriales; Sporocadaceae. The record is from RefSeq and is a predicted model, not a curated record. Bases 319 to 1638 code for a protein of 439 amino acids. The transcript is spliced from 2 exons.